Molecule: messenger RNA, 1451 nt
Organism: Coccidioides posadasii C735 delta SOWgp
Lineage: Eukaryota; Fungi; Ascomycota; Eurotiomycetes; Onygenales; Onygenaceae
Product: putative secondary metabolism biosynthetic enzyme
Biological process (GO): biosynthetic process
Molecular function (GO): L-2-aminoadipate:2-oxoglutarate transaminase activity; pyridoxal phosphate binding
Source: RefSeq, a predicted model, not a curated record
UUCCAUCGGUUCCAAGAUCCUUCUUUAGAAGCAGGUUGAUGUAACCAACAGCGCUAAAAGAAAAGGGGGUUCUUGCACAGCAGCGCGCGCUCAUGGCCGACGAACCUAAGCCUCCCAUCAACCUUUUUCGUGGUUGGCCCAAUCCUUCCCUCCACCCCACCUCCGCCCUCCAAGCCGCUGCCACAACCGUCCUCCUCAACCCAGCCCUCUCCACGCCCGCAUUGGGUUAUGGCCCUGAUGAGGGUGAUCCGGGGCUUCGCGCCGAAAUCGCCAAGUGGCUAACGGAGUUCUACUCACCGAACGACCCAAUCACAGCGGACCGGAUCUGCAUCUCGGGCGGUGCAAGUCAGAAUCUGGCAUGCGUGCUGCAGGUGUUUAGCGACGCCGAGUACACGAAGCGCGUGUGGAUGGUGGAGCCAACAUAUUACCUUGCCUGUAGGAUUUUCGAUGAUGCGGGCUUCGCCAAUAGGCUGAGGGCUGUGCCGGAAGAUCCUGAGGGAAUUGACAUUGGCUUUUUGGAGAGGGAGUUGGAGAAGUGCGAGGACGGGACGGGACCUUUCGAACCGAACUCGAAGAGCCCGCGGCCGUGGAGAAAGAUAUACAAGCAUAUUGUUUAUGCUGUACCAACAUUUUCUAAUCCAUCGGGCCGGAUAAUGUCAACGCGUCGACGGGAACAGUUAGUGCGCUUGGCUCGGAAAUUUGACGCCCUAGUCAUCACCGACGAUGUAUACGACUUCCUGCAGUGGAAAUCUGAUUCACCGUCUGCAGCAGAACAUCCCAGGAAAGCUGUAGCACCUCGAUUAGUUGACAUCGAUCGAGUUCUUGAUGGAGGGCCAAAGGAUGCAUUCGGUAAUGUGGUAAGCAACGGUAGCUUCAGCAAGUUAAUUGGCGCAGGCUGCCGGGUUGGAUGGGCAGAAGGGACAGCGAAGUUUGCGUAUGGCGUGUCUCAAACCGGGUCUUCCCGAUCAGGUGGAGCGCCAUCGCAACUCACGUCGACAUACGUUCGGGAACUGCUGUCUGCCAGUUUCUUGCCAGACUAUAUCGAUAACACCCUACGCCCCGUCUAUGCCAGAAGGCACUGCAUCAUGCUCACAGCGAUCCGGGAUAACCUUACGGAACCGGGAGUCCGGCUGGUCAAAGAAUCCAACAAGUUUUCGGGAGGAUACUUUGUUUGGCUAGAGCUUCCAGCAGGGAUAAAGGCGAGUCACUUGGCUUCAAAGGCCCAGGAAGAAGAGAGCCUCUUGAUCGGAGCAGGAACCAUGUUUCGGGUGGAAGGUGACACAAGUAAUCAAGAGAGUCGUCAUAACUUAGAACGAUAUGUCCGGCUUUGUUUCGCUUAUGAAGAGGAGCAAAAUCUGACAAAGGGAGUGGAAAGGUUGGCCAGCCUGAUCCGGCGAUAUAUGCGUACACUGGAGACGUAACAGCACGGUCAUGGGAGAUCGUUGGUAGGC